Messenger RNA from Paracoccidioides brasiliensis Pb18, 7521 nucleotides. RefSeq lists its product as uncharacterized. Gene Ontology annotation, biological process: amino acid activation for nonribosomal peptide biosynthetic process; secondary metabolite biosynthetic process. The record is from RefSeq and is a predicted model, not a curated record. Gene Ontology annotation, molecular function: phosphopantetheine binding; catalytic activity. Bases 1 to 7521 code for a protein of 2506 amino acids. Gene Ontology annotation, cellular component: cytoplasm. The transcript is spliced from 2 exons.
AUGGCCAUCUCUGAGGUCCACGAGGAGAUGCAGUGUUCCGAGCAGCAGCUUAGGUACUGUUCUCGAACUUCUUCGGGGGAGCACCCAACUUAUACACUCCGGUGGGAUUCGCGCCAGCUAUGUCCGAGCAUCGACCGACUUGUGUAUACCUGGCAAGCUGUUGCAAGUCACAAUCCUGUCUUGCGGACUUCGAUAAAGCCUGGCAGGACCGAUGAAGAACCUUAUCUGGUUGUGUUCAGGAGAGCAGCGCCGAUUCGCAUCCAAAAUGGCCAAGAAUUUGCUACAUAUAAUUCUGCUCCGAUGAAAACUGCGGAGUUCACUAUCAUUUUCACCGAAAUGGGCGUUACUUUUCAACUACGCAUCUUUCGUGUAUUGGUGGACCGUCCAUCCCUUGCCCUUAUUAGUCGGGAUUUCGAUCUUUUUUUUCAUGGUUUUGCCUGUGAACCUCACUACCAGUUCAAAUAUUACGCUGAGCACAUCAGCAAACGAGAUCAUCAGAGUGCUUUAUCCUACUGGCGAAAUUUGAUGAAUGGGACGGUCACCUCGCUGUCAUAUGGAUUCCCAACGAACACCUCUGGCAAGAGGAGCACUUUCACGUCGAAUAUACCCGAGCUAUUGGUAAAAGAUAUCUAUCCCUUUUUGGAAUGUCAUUCCCUAUCGCUUCAGGACCUCGUUUAUGCUGUAUGGUCCCUCGUGCAGUAUCGGCAUACUGCUGCUAUUGAUGGCACAGUGGUUUUUGCUGUGAACGGCCGAGACACCAGUGCUCCUGGCUACGACUCAGUUGUUGGGCGUGCGGAGUUAUGCUACCCCCUGAAGCUAGUCAUCGAGGACGAUUUACCGCUGCUGAGCUGGAUUCGACAGGUUGCCAAAAUGAACCAAGAGGCUUCGAGAAAUGCAUUCGUAGGAUACAAUAGGAUCAAAGGCCAAAUUCUUCCUGUCCUACCACAAGUUCAUGUCCUUGUAUCCGAAGGACUAGAUAUCGAUAAGGAGGGAGAUGAUAUUAUUCUAUUCCCAUUAAAAAUAAACAUCGAUCUCCAGCGACAAUUGGUUGAUAUGCAAUACUACUCAGACACAUCAGAACAUCACAAUUUGCAAGUUAUCUUCCUUCAUUUUAUGGCUGUCAUAAAGGAAGCUUUGCAAGAUUGUACCAUCCCUCUCUCAGAUGUUGAAAUCAUGCCCAUCGCGGAAAAGGAAUUCCUAUUACAGUGCAGUGAACCCGUCAGUGCACCUGCUACGGGUCUUAUCCAUGCACUCUUUGAGCGCCAAGUCGAACUGAACCCGCUUAAUGACUGCAUCAACUUUGAGGGCCAGAUGUCCCUUAGUUAUGAGGAAGUUAACAAACUAUCUAAUCAAGUUGCUCGCCAACUUGGUUGUGGACGAGGUGACUACGUACCUGUGUGCAUGGAUCGCUCCCCUGCGCUCAUUAUCUCUCUUCUGGCUAUCCUAAAGACGGGCGCCGCUUAUGUCAUUCUGGACCCCGAAAGCCCAGUCGAACGUAAUUCUUUUAUUGUCUCUGACGUUCAGGCACGAAUUGUUAUCACUGAUGAGGGCUUGGCAGCUAAUUUUGCAUAUCCCUAUCUGAUUGGGGAUCUAAUGGACAAGGCUCCCAACUUGGAUGAUUCCAACUUGAGCGUGACACAAGAGGCGACUGACAUUUGUUAUGUCAUUUAUACCUCCGGUUCAACGGGGAAACCGAAGGGCGUUCUGUUAGAGCAUAGAUCAGCCUACACAGGCUUGACGGCUUUUCCAACUCUUCCAAAUCUUCGACAACUUCUUUUCCACAAUCCAAUUUUCUCUGCCGCACAACGCUCAAUUUUCUCCACGUUAAAGCAAGGAGGAUGUCUGUGUCUGGCCAGGAAAGAAAAUCUGACAGUCCGGAUAACCGAAAUGAUAAAUUCAAUGGCUGUGAGUGUAAUAGAUGUCACACCGUCAACUGCAACUUUGAUUGGCCCAACCUGCGUUCCUACUCUGCGUCGGAUGACUGUUGCAGGCGAGUUGAUCAAUCCAGCUCUGCUACCGGUCUGGAUGAACAAGCUUGAGCUUUUGAAUGCGUAUGGUUUGAGUGAGGUGACGCAAAUCAACUGGCGACAUACCAUGCAUCCUAAACAAAAUCCUCAGAACAUUGGUCGUCCCAUCGACUCCACCCGUUCCUAUGUCCUUGUCCCAGGAACUACGCGGCUGGCCGCGAUUCUUGAACCGGGAGAGUUGUGUCUUGGUGGACAUCAACUUGCAAGAUCCUACCUUAACAGGCCAGAGAAAACGCGGGAGUCUUUCAUGCGAAAUCCAUUUGGUCCCGGUCGCCUGUAUCGUACUGGUGAUAUGGUGGUAACUCACUCUGACGGUAGCAUUGAAAUGAUUGGUCGCAUAGACUUUCAAGUUAAGAUUAACGGCCAGCGUGUUGAACCAGGAGAAGUCAAUUGCUUUAUUCAAGGACACCCUGACGUUUUUGAUGCGUGGACCGUGUCCGCAACCAUGGGAGACAAUAAAUCGCUCGUCGCAGUUGUUGUGCCAAAAGGGAAAAUAGAAUGGUCAUCUCUAGUUCUAGAUUUGCUGAGUCUCCUUCGAGACCGUGUGCCGUCGUACAUGGUUCCUGCAUACUGGUGGAAGCAAACCGAACUGCCUUUGAACGUCAACGGCAAAAUCGAUGUUCCUCUACUUUCUCGCCUCGUAGAGGCGAUUCCACCACAAGAACUACUCAUACACUCGAUUUCCCAGGUCCAGGACACAGACCAACGUCCCCUCACCCGAGUUGAAAGCUCUCUAAGGCGUAUAUGGGCGGACGUUCUACGCCUGCCGGAGAUAAGAAUCAAUUUGGAGGAUUCGUUUUUGAAUCUUGGUGGAUCCUCGCUCUCUGCCAUCAUCGCUGCAUCUCAUGCGAGGCAGGAACUUAUCGAUGUAAAAGCUCACGAUAUUAUAAUUCAAAGAAAUCUUUUUGAUGUAGCGAGCACUUGCAAGCCGAUGCAAAUACCUUCGACACAUGUGAACCCGUUCUCACUUCUUCCCAAAAACUACACCAUUGGCAAAGGUAUCGAAGACGCAUGGCCCGUUACUGCAUCCCAGGAGCCCUUGAUUGCUGAUGUCAUGCUUGGUGGCACCAAUUACAUCUAUGACAGGGUCGUCAGGCUUAAAAAUGCCAAUGUUGGAGAAUUAAAGGUCGCUCUACAAACCCUUAUGGAGAGCGACACGUUCCUUCGGAGUACUUUUGCUCCAUAUGGAAAGACCUACAUUCAAAUCGUUCCAAAUGGGGCAAACCUCUAUUGGCAGGAAUUGGACCUUACUCUGACUGAGUACCUGGAGCAAAAACCACUCCCAAUCGCCAUGGGAUCGCAUUUCUUCAAAAUCACUGUUCUUGCUACUGGGGAGUUGGUGUUCACCAUGCAUCAUGCUCUGUUUGAUUUCUGGUCUAGUCGCUUUAUAUUUGAUGACUUGUCCAAUUUGAUCCGUACACGCCCGCUAGCUAAUCGCCCUCAUUACAAUCAGUUUGUUCGACACCUUGCUCAGCAGAACAAAAAUACAAGUCGAGAGUUCUGGCGCAACUACCUCAAAGAUUCCAGGCCUUCAAAGCUGGGACAUAUGCAAGGGUCAAAUACUACUACCACAUUGGACUUAUCAACUCCAAUUCAUUCAGCUAGCAGAGCCCUUGGUGUGUCAGUCGGCUCGAUGUUAUAUGCGUCGUGGGCGCUUGUCCUUUCUCACAUCCUUGGAAAUGCCGAAGUAAUCUUUGGUAUUACCCUCUUCGGUCGAGAUGUGCCAAUACAAAAUGUUCUGCUCAUGCCAGGGCCGACCGUUAUGCAGGUCCCACUCCGUAUUCAAAUUUCAAUGUCCUCGACAAUCAAUAAAAUUGCCAAAGAUAUUCACCACCAGUUACAGAUUAUAUCAGAUCAUGCUCACUAUGGACUGCGAAACAUCUUACUGGCCGCGGAUCGCCCUUCCAGCUUCUUUGACACUUCUGUCAACUUCUUGGUGAAGCCCCCUUCUUCGGAUGCCGAUGAUACCUUCACAUUUAUUGCUGAGAAGCAACCUGACUUGACUGAGUAUAUCAAAAUUGAGGCACGGGACCCUGACCUUAGCAGCAUUUCCUUAGCAUCAACUCUGAACCCGGUAUUUGCGCAAAACAUCCUUUCCGGAUUUUCCUCCGUUCUCGAUGCAUUUUUCUUUGAUGCACAGACGCUUGUUGGCGAUCUAAAUUUAUCCUCAAUACUGGAUUCCGCUUCUCAAACUACUACACCUGAACCUCAACAGAAUGUUCCCGCAUCUCAAUUUGCACAUUCCAUGUUCGAACGCCGAGUGGCUCAUUCCGGAGAUAGGACUGCUGUAGAGGACGAGCACGGCAAUACUCUAUCCUACACACAGUUAAAUGAGCGGGCGAAUCAAUUGGCCAACUUCCUUCUAUCCAAGGGAAUCCGUCCAGAAGAUGUAGUCCCUAUCUGUUUGGAUAAGUCAAUCAAUAUGGUGGUCGCUAUACUGGCAAUAUUCAAAGCUGGCGCCGCGUUUUGCGCCUUAGAUCCGACAAGUCCGCCAGCGAGGACCAAUUUCAUCGUGAAGAAGGUUGGAGCAAAAAUGGUCCUCAGUGAUCUUGCCAGCUCUAGUUCUGUGAGCCUUUUUGACUGUGUUCUAUUUGUGCUUGACCAGCUGGAUAUUUCCCAUUUUGAUGCCGGAAAUGUCAUCGAUCCAACAAUGUCUCCUGAGAACCUUGCUUAUGUGCUCUUCACGUCUGGGAGUACUGGUGAGCCAAAAGGGGUCCUCGUUACUCACGGCAAUGUCUUCCACGCUACUAGAGGGAUGGUUGAAGCUACUCAAGCAGACGAUUCUUGGAGAUCACUAUGGGCCCUCAACUAUAUCUUCGACGGGUCGUACUUCGAUCUUUUCACAGUACUUGGCGCUGGUGGAACUCUUUGCGUUGUCAGUCAAUCCAAAUUGUUCUCGAAUCUUGCUGGAUUUGUUAAUGCCCUCGAUGUCACCCAUCUUAACUUGACGCCUACUAUCGUCAAGCAACUUCUCAAGCCAUCAGAUGUACCAGGUUUAAAGGUGCUAAUCGUUGGAGGAGAGCCUCUUGUACCAGAGAUUUUGGAGACUUGGGCGACUCGCAUUCCGGUCUAUAAUAAUUAUGGACCCACAGAAGGAACUGUCAUGGUGACAACCGCAGUCAUCGGACCAACCAGCAGCCUAAACAAUAUUGGCUCUGCGCUACCCACCGUGGUUUUGUCAGUCUUCGAGUUUGACUCUCAAACCCCCCUGCCCCGGGAGGAAAUAGGUGAGUUAUGCAUUGGUGGACUCCAGGUAGCCCGGGGUUAUUUAGAUAACCCUAAUGCCACACGUGCGGCCUUUUUUGUUGGAAACGAUGGGACGACAAUAUAUCGUACGGGUGACGCAGCUCGCCAGCUGCCUGACGGACGAUUUGAGUUGUUUGGCCGGAGAGAUAACCAGGUGAAAGUCAAUGGCUACCGUAUUGAGCUUGGAGAAAUUGAAAACGCCAUCCUGAAAACUGGAAUGUUGAAAUCUUGUGUGGUUCUCGCCGCUAAAGUGCGCGACAAGACGCAGCUCGUCGCUGUUGGUCAACUCCACUCGGCCUUCUCUAGUGAUAAUGAUAAUGAAGCUAAUACCGCCCUCUUCUUGCCCCCGUCAGACGCAUAUCCCUUCCAGGAGUUGCAAUCAAGUCUCACUUCUCUUGCACGUUACAUGCUCCCAGCGAUUUGGUUUCCUGUUGCACGUCUUCCUCUUCUGCCGUCGGGGAAAACUAACCGGAAGGAGGUGUUGAAGUUCAUCGAAUCAAUGGAGGAUUCCUUGGUCGCAAGCUACCAAGAUCCUCUCUCUAUCACUAUCAAUAGCGCGUUAGAUUUUCCGGUUCCUGAAACCAGCGAAGAAGAAGUGUUACAACAUGCAUGGAGUUCCAUAUUCAAUUGUAAUGACCCUGUCAGGACUACGUCUAGUUUUUAUUCACUUGGUGGCGACUCCAUUGCCGCUAUCAACCUUGUCAGCGAGUGCCGCAAGCUCGGGUAUGAGUUGUCCGUUGCUGAUAUUUUGGCAUUUCCUUCCAUUAAGGAGCAAGCUCGGAUAAUCAAACCUUUGAAAACGACCAAGGCAGUUCAAUCGACGUCUCUUGAUUUAUUCACAGUCGAAGACGAUAUCUACAAUGCUUUGAAUAAAUCAGGCGUUCGCGAAACCGACAUCGAGGCGAUCUAUCCCUGCGUACCGGGCCAGAUUGAAUUUCUUACGCAAGGCCACACUGAUCACCAGUUCUGGCAACUCCAGACGGUUCGAAAGGUCCCAUCUGACUUUGAUGUUGAGCGAUGGGUGGAACUUGUUGAAAACCUAACCGCCAGAAAUACGAUUUUGCGUUCCAUGUUUGUCAAGAGCCUGAAGCAUAAGGAGCCUCCAAAAUGGGUGCAAGUGGUUUUGAAAGAAGCCGUUCUGGACUUGGAAACAAUAUAUUACCACAGCGCCGAAGAACGAGACAAAAUUAUCGACCUCCUGUGGAAUGGUCGAUUCGCAGUGGGUAAACCUUUUAUCCAAUACCGAAUUUUGAAGUCAACGCAAGAUGCUACGCUUGAUCUCUAUAUAAAAAUAGAUCAUGCCAUGUAUGAUGGCACCCUGCUUCGUAUAUUCGACGAUCAGUUCGUCGCUAUAGCUAGGAAUGAGGAACCACCACAGCCCACAGAGUUCACCGAGCUUAUAAAAUAUCAUUCCGCAAGUGACUCCGACAAAAUGCUCAAGUUCUGGGUGAAUCUACUCCAAGGAAACAAAUUUGAUUAUCUUAGCCAAUCCUUAGAACCAAAAGUUGGAGGAAUGCUCACCAGGGAUUUUGGAGUCGAGGUCAACGACUUCGCACACCGUACCGGAAUCACCAUACCCAUUGUAUUUCAGACAGUUUGGGGUUUACUUCUAGCGUUUCUAAGUAACAGCCAUGAUGUCACGUAUGACAACCUCCUAACCGGUCGCAACGUGAACCUUGACAAUCCGCAACGGAUCAAUGGCAACUGCGCUAAUUUCCUCCCUUUCCGAACUCAGUUCCAAAGGGAAAAAUCUCUUAGGACUCUCCUUCACGAUACGCAGACACUCCUCUGGGAGACCACUGAGAAUGGGAUGGUUGGCCUUGCAGAGAUCUACAAUGCUCUUGAUAUUGAUCGGAACAGAAGUGGUGCUAAGACCAUGUUCUGCUUCCAACCGUUCGAUCCCCCACCCAAAGCACUUGAUGCACACAUGCGUUGGAUCGUCAUGGGCGUGAGCCAGAACAGGAUGUUUUUCAACUACGCGCUCAUGUGCGAGGUAUUCAAGUCCCCGACAGGUUACAAAACGAAAUUCCAGUACGAUCCAAGAACGAUUGAUGAAGCUGCGGUUGAAAGAGCUGCAGAUACAUUUACAUCGAUUUUCAGUUUUAUUUUGAGAUGCACAGAGGAGAGCAGCGUCGGAGAUCUAAAUUUAAAACGAUCCAUCCUUUCCGAAAAUUCAACUGUAAUUUCGAUUGAUACUAUUCUGGACUUUGCGGAUUAUGAUGAAAAGGAAUAUAUGGCUUGUGGAUAA